GGAUCAUUGUAUAUUUGUUUUUGUUUUGUAUUUUGCAAGCCUUUCGUGCACUUUAUACGGACGGGAUCACUCGCAAAGAUGAUGUCCAUGAACAGCAAACAGCAUCAUUUCGCCAUGCAUCCCACCUUACCUGAGCACAAGUACACAACUCUACACUCCAGCACGGAGGCGAUCAGGAGAGCAUGUCUACAAACUCCACAGCUACAGAGCAACAUCUUCGCCAGUUUGGACGAGACGCUUCUGGCCCGCGCCGAGGCUCUGGCGGCCGUAGACAUGGCUGUGUCCCAGAGCAAGAGUCACCCGUUCAAGCCCGACGCCACGUACCACACUAUGAACACCGUGCCAUGCUCGUCCUCCUCCACCGUGCCCCUCGCCCACCACCACCACCAUCAUCAUCAUCACCACCACCAGAACCUCGAGCCGCCCGACCUCAUGGACCAUAUCACCUCCCCGUCGCUGGCCCUGAUGCCCAGCGCGCACGAAGGAGCCGGCGGAGGCGGCGGUGGGGGCGGCGGUGGUGGUCUGAUCUCCACUUCGGCCCACACGCACUCUCACAUGCACGGUUUGACCCACCUGUCUCAUCAGGCUGCUAUGAACAUGAACUCGCCGCUCACCCACCACGGCCUCUUACCGGGCCACCACGGCGGUGCGCAUCAGGGCGCACCGGGACUCUGUAACAACGGACUGUCCUCCAUAAACGACUCGGACACGGACCCGAGGGAGCUGGAGGCGUUCGCGGAACGCUUCAAACAGAGGAGGAUCAAACUCGGUGUGACUCAGGCGGACGUGGGGGGUGCGCUGGCGAACCUCAAGAUCCCGGGCGUGGGCUCGCUGAGCCAAAGUACCAUUUGUCGGUUCGAGUCUCUAACUCUGUCUCACAACAACAUGAUCGCGCUCAAACCGAUCCUUCAGGCGUGGUUGGAGGAGGCCGAGGGCGCGCAGCGAGAAAAAAUGAACAAACCCGACAUUUUCAACGGGAACGAGAAGAAGCGCAAGCGGACCUCCAUAGCGGCUCCGGAGAAACGAUCUCUGGAGGCUUAUUUUGCUGUUCAGCCUCGACCGUCUUCGGAGAAAAUCGCGGCUAUAGCUGAAAAAUUGGACCUCAAAAAGAACGUGGUGCGAGUAUGGUUUUGCAACCAAAGACAAAAACAAAAGAGGUUGAAAUUUUCUGCAGCCCACUGAUGGACUACUUCUAAAAAAAACACUGAGUUGGACUGACUUUUUGGGGACCAAGGAACAUCGCUUUGACAGUGCUAGUUUUCAAAUCCGUGUGCUCACGACAAAUAUGAUUAUUACAGUUUUAUUUCAGAACUCACGUGCUCUCUUUCUUUUCACUGUACUGGUGAAUGUAAAGUAUGCAAAUAACAGGUAAUCCAUAUGAACUACAUUUCAGUUGUUCAAUGCUUUCUAUCGUCACUAUAAAAAUAUCAUUGUUAAAUGAGCUAAAUCGAGCUUUGUUUUAGCCAGAUUUGUUUCAACAAUGACGUUUAUUUCAAAUGAUGAAAAUAGCCAUUUAUGGAUUACCU
Molecule: messenger RNA, 1526 nt
Organism: Triplophysa dalaica
Lineage: Eukaryota; Metazoa; Chordata; Actinopteri; Cypriniformes; Nemacheilidae
Gene: pou4f1
Product: POU class 4 homeobox 1
Exons: 2
Coding region: 79-1182 (367 amino acids)
Biological process (GO): regulation of transcription by RNA polymerase II
Molecular function (GO): DNA-binding transcription factor activity, RNA polymerase II-specific; RNA polymerase II cis-regulatory region sequence-specific DNA binding
Source: RefSeq, a predicted model, not a curated record